This is a messenger RNA of Bicyclus anynana (squinting bush brown), 3686 nucleotides long. RefSeq names its product atrial natriuretic peptide-converting enzyme. The record is from RefSeq and is a predicted model, not a curated record. Gene Ontology annotation, biological process: proteolysis. Bases 16 to 2664 code for a protein of 882 amino acids. Gene Ontology annotation, molecular function: protein binding; serine-type endopeptidase activity. The transcript has 12 exons. Lineage: Eukaryota; Metazoa; Arthropoda; Insecta; Lepidoptera; Nymphalidae.
GAUAGCGCGAAACUUAUGGUGUACAGAAGUCUGCGGCCGCGGAGAAAGUUAACUGUAGUGCGUGCCCCUUACCGCGGCGCCUCACUCCGCGCCAGAGCAGCGCGCGCGUCGCACACCGCGCACCAUGUGUACACAUCGACCAUCCGGCAAAAAGACAACAGAAAGCGACAGUGUUCCAUAUUAGCGAAGCUUUGUCUAGUGACCGACGGUGGACACAAGUUUGUAAAGACUCAGUGCAGUGCGACCGAUUAUAGGAUGACGUUCGCUGGGAACAUGAAAGAGAGCAAGCCGCGAACCGUGAAAGACACCUGGGAGUCAGAGCUCGGUUAUGGCUGGUCACGGAGCGGGCAGCGCCGGUGCCGCUCGCACCGGCCGCCGGAGUCCACCAUGUCGGUGAGCAGCGACAUCCGGUUCACGCGGCGCAAGCUCAGCCGCUCCUGCCGCGGCUGCUGCGCCGCCCUCGCAGCGCUGCUGGUGUUGCUGCUACUGGCGGCCGUUGCUGUCUACCUCGGCCACAUGUACCUCUUUGGGGACCCGCUGAACCGGCAAACGUUUCGGGGCUCGUUCGUGGCCUCCUCGUGGGCGCCGGACGACCGUGACGCGCCCGAGUUCAAGGGGAACAGUACCAGAGACGGGGAGCUGCAACAGACUCUCUAUGACACAUACGUCAACUCAGAGUUAAGAUCCUGUUUUGUCACCGCUGAAAUACUGGCCUUGGACAAUGUCCAAGAAGGCACGCGAGUCCAUUUUGAAGUGUCGUUCGAACCAAUAUUUACGGCGGUGACCACCGCUGAAGUGACCGCUGUAUUAGUGAGGGCGUUUCCAGCACCAUACUUCCAAGGAAUGGGCGUGAUUCCUGCGACUUUGCAUAUUGAGGAAAGCUCAAUAAUAUCUUCACAAGCUUUAAAAGAAGGCGACGCGCCGAUCACCGAGAUAUCGACAACCGAAGUGGUGGCGUUUGAAAUAGAAGAGGAUCUCCGAGAGUGUUCGCCCUUGACUCUCUCCCUGUGUUCCCAUUUACCGUACAACACAACGACGUACCCAAACUUAGUGGGACACUCGUCCAAAGAAGCGUUACUUCGUGAUCUCGUCGCCUUUAGAGAGCUGCUGGACGCAGAAUGCUCACAUCUAGCACAAGAUUUCGUGUGUCAAAUACUUCAACCGCGCUGUGAGGACGCGCGGCUGGUGCGUCCGUGUCGCGCGUACUGCCGCGCGUUCGCCGCCGGCUGCGGCGCGCGGCUGCCCGACCGACUGCGCCCGCACUUCGACUGCGCGCGCUUCCCUGACUACUUCGGCCCUGGCUCUUGCUCUUCUGAACCAGAUUGCGUGGGCAGUCUCCAACGAGCGGCGCUGUCCAGACGCGCGUGCGACGCGGUGCCCGACUGCGCAGACGCGUCCGACGAGCGCAGCUGCUCGCACUGCGCGGCGGCGGGGCCCGGCGCACUGCGCUGCGCUCUGCAGCCGCGCUGUGUGCCUGCGCACCUGCGCUGCGACGGCACACCCGACUGCGCUGACGGCAGUGACGAAUCUGGUUGCUUGUGGGUGAGCCGCUCGCUGUCGUCGUGGCGGCGCGAGACGGCGGAGUCGACGCUGGGCGCCGUGCGCAGCCGCGCCGGGUACGCGGUGUGGGCGGAGCGUGGGCGCGUGGGCAAGAUCUGCGCCGCGCCCUACGAGCACGACCGCCGCGCGCUCGCGAGCCUCGCCGCCUCGCUGUGCAGCGCGCUCACCUUCAAAACUGCUGUGUCCGCGGAGGCGGUACCUGAUGGCGAGGAAGAGUUCGACGAGGACACGACUGAAGACUCGUUGCAGGACAGGACGAGGAGAGACGCGCCAGAAUACGUGCAAGUUGUCGACCCCACUGCGUCGGAAAUAUCGUUCGUCAAAAGCGAAUGUCCACAACGGAAGGUCAUAAAGAUUGUUUGCGAUAACUUAGAAUGUGGCUUGGCUUCGGCGCGCGGUGGGAGCGCGGCGCAGGGUGUGGCAGGGCUGCCACGGGGCGCGCGGCCGGGCGACUGGCCGUGGCACGCGGCGCUGCUGCGUGCGCACGUGCAUGCGUGCGACGCGGCGCUCUUACACCCCGCCUGGCUCAUCACCACGGCCUCUUGCUUCCAGGGUCAACCAAAAGCGGAGUGGACAGCCAGGCUGGGUAGUGUCCGUAUCCAGAGCACUACGCCGUGGCAGCAAGAGCGUCGUAUCGUAGGCAUGGUGCGCUCGCCAGUCGAGGGCAGCAUGCUAGCCUUGGUGCGGUUGGAGGAACCAGUAGAGAUGACCGACUUCGUGCGCCCCGCCUGCCUCCCGGAAGACGGCUUUAAGGCAGACGAACAAAGCAUAUGCAAUACACUCGGCUGGACAAGAAAUAGAGACCAGCUGCAAAGGGUGCACGUUGUGCCGACGGCGAUGAACACAUGCGAGAAUGUCAGCAUUGCUACAGGGAAUGGAAUAUGCGCCGAACCGUUGUACGACCAAGACGAUUGUGACGAAGAAGAAUAUGCUGGAAGUUCAAUGAUGUGCUUUGAUGAAAAAUCAAAACGCUGGUCCUUACUAGGCGUCACUGGAUGGCGAAUCGCGUGCUCGAAAAUAGGACUUGGCCGUCCGCGCAUAUACGACGCCGUGACCUCGCACAUAGAGUGGAUACGCAGAACCAUCGCUAACUCGUCGAGGUGACUUUAACACAACAAAAGACUGCAAAUGUUCAACCAUUGUUAUGUAUUUUACUGUAGCUAAUAAGAUUUGUUAAGUUUUAUGUAUAAAAAAGGUUUAAAAUUAUGCAGAAUUGUGUGUUGUAGAAAGUGUUUAUGUAGGUUCUUUUACAAAAAAUAAUAAUUCAAGUUACAGUGAGUUCCUCAGUAAUGGUGGUUUCCUAAAAUGCAGGAUUUUAUCUAUGUCAAAAAAAAUUAUGAUAUUUAGCGUAAAAAAAUUAAUCCACCUAUGUGUAGAUUUUUAAUUAGUUAAUUAAAUUUAUUACAAGUAUUAAGUGCAUUGUGUGCUUGCCUGCAAAGGUUUAAAAACUAGAGAAAAAAUAUAUAGUAAUGAAUAUUUGAUUGUAUAGGGAAGUAAAUGCCAUGAGUUUUGUACAUAAAAAGAUUGGAAGUAUAAUAUUCUAAAAUGUAUUUUUAUCAAGGUUGAAGGUUGCAAUUAAAUUUUAAAAUACAAUGAAUGCUAGAAAGCAAAUUUAAUUUCCUUAUUCGCUUUUUCAGGAUAUUAGCAAGAAAAGUUGCAACCCAAACAUUAUUUCUUCAGUUGUGUAUUAUGUAAUACAUUUCUUGAAAAUCAAGUGGAUAUCUAGAUUUAGGUACAUUUUUACACAUCAGCCAACAUAGUUAACUGCCAACAUAGUUAUUUGAACAUACUUUUGUAUUCUAAAGCCAUUGACAUUGAGGAUGUUAGGCUUAGGUUACCUAUAGGCAAAUGUAAGGGUAAAAUAUAAAGUACAUCCUAUAUUGAUAAUAUGCAGUUUAAGUACAAAUUACAAUACAACUAAAAUUAAAAAUGUUAAUAUUUUAUACUUUCUAAAUAAAAAAAAUACUCAAUAUCAUAAAAUUCUUCACAUGAUUUGUAUUAUAAUAAUUUUAGAUUAGUGUAAGACUGUAAUUAGUAAUAUUUAUGGCUUUUAUAAAACUUGUAAAAUGAUUGUAAAUAUAUUUCAAAGUAAAAUACCAAAUUAUCAUUAAAUUAAUUUAAACAUC